AUGCCUUUCGCAGGGGCGUAUAUGUCGUACAACUUGGGUGGCGUGCCUACGUCUUUCUUCUUCUUUCUACGAGCUCUGCUUCGCACAUCAUCCUCAGCGUCCGAGCCCAUGGGCGACCACACGGGGCUCGGCUCCUCGUUCAUCAUCCAGCGCUGCGCGCGCCCAAGAGCCCGCCUGCGCAGACCAAUCAUGGCAAGCAUCCCGCCGACGAACAGGCCGAUGGCGAGGAAAGCAAGGAUGAGCGCAGCGGUGCCAUUUGCGGAGAAGGACGGAGCGCCGCCAGAUCCCGACGAGGAGGAGGAAGAGGAGGAGGAAGAGGCAGAACUUGAAGUCGUGCUCGUCGUUGCGGAUGUCGUGACCGCCGUCGACAUUGCGGACCUAGUUGCGGACGGGCCAACCGCCAUGGUUGUCCAGGCUAGUCCAGAUUAG
This is a messenger RNA of Fomitopsis serialis, 429 nucleotides long. RefSeq lists its product as uncharacterized. The transcript has a single exon. The record is from RefSeq and is a predicted model, not a curated record. NCBI's taxonomy places the organism in Eukaryota, Fungi, Basidiomycota, Agaricomycetes, Polyporales, Fomitopsidaceae. The coding region runs from base 1 to 429 and encodes 142 amino acids.